ACAGUCGUUCACUCCAAGUUUAACACUGCUCUAAUCGAAAUACCUUCCAAAUUCUUCAGUGUAGCGAUGAAUCUCCUCAUUGGAUCAAACCCAUGGACAUAUUCUUCCAUUUCUAGGAUUCUGAGAGUUGUGGCCUACUCCACGAAGACUCUCCGCCGCCCCAACGCCGACCCUUCAAAGCCACCGGAUACUCUCCACACUCGCGUCUCCCUGUUCGGCGAUCCCAAAGCCUCCGUCGUCCCUGUGCUCAACCAAUGGCUCGAAGGGGGCAAACCCAUGGAGCAAUCCACUCUCCGAGUCAUAAUCCGACAUCUCCUCAAUUUCCUACGCUACAAGCACGCCCUCGAGGUAUGGGAGUAUAUGAGCGAAGAAAUGAAAUACAAUAUUUCAGUUGGAGAUAUGGCUGUAAGGCUGGAUUUAAUCUCAAAAGUGCACGGCGUUGAUCAAGCCGAGAAAUAUUUCAACAGUCUUCCAGACGCUAUGAGAACUCUCCAGGUACAUGGCGCCCUUUUAAAUUGCUAUGCAAAUGCAGCAAAUUUUGCAAAUCACGAAAUUUUAGAAAAAGCAGAGGACACCUUCAAAAUCAUGAGGGAAUCGGGGCUUCCGAUUUUCUCAGUGUCCUAUAAUGUGAUGUUAGAUCUCUACCGUAGAGGAUUUAAAUGUCGCAAGUUAAAUGCUCUUAUGCAAGAGAUGACAGAUAAGGGAAUGAAACCUGAUGCCGGCACGAACAUCAUUUGGCUGGAUGUUUAUGCUUCGUCGAACUAUAUCGAGGGGAUGGAGAAAUUCCUGGCCACGAUAGAGAAGGAUGCUAAAAUCUCCAUGGACUGGCAUGUUUAUGUUAUUGCAUCGAAUGUGUACUCGAAAGCCGAGUUAACCGAGAAGGCUUUACGAAUGUUGAGUAAAGCAGAGCAGUUAGUUUCUCAGUCAUCAAGGAAGCAUGCUUAUGAAGUGUUGCUCACGGUAUAUGCCGAUCUAGGGAGAAAAGAAGACGUAUAUCGUAUAUGGAACUUGUAUAGGAAUAUGUGGAAAUUCUUUAACUCGGGCUAUUUAUGUAUGAUAAGCUCAUUGGUGAAGUUGGAUGAUCUUGAUGGUGCCGAGAAGGUUCUGGUGGAGUGGGAGACCGUAUGCACAUUUUGCGAUGCUCGGAUUCCGAAUGCGUUGAUAAGUGCAUAUUGCAAAAAGGGUUAUGUUGAAAAGGCUGAAGCAUGUACAAAGAGACUGAUAGAAAGAGGUUUCAUCAAGGAGCAUGAUGCAUUUAUAUUGAAUAGUCUGGCAACUGGAUAUCAAAUGGAUGGGCAGAUGGCUAAGUCAGUCGAAACCUUGAAAGCUGCAAUCUCGUCGAGCAGCUCGCGGUGGAGACCUAACACUGGUACUUUGGCUGCUUGUCUCAAAUAUUUGGAACGCGAGAAUGACUUAGAAGUGGCUAAAGAGCUGUUGGAGUUGUUUAAUUCCAAAGGCCAUUUGUCGAAUGAUGUUUAUGAUAGAUUAGUAAGGAGUAUUGCAGACGGAAACGUGGACGUCGGUUGCCUUGAUCGGAUAGGCCUGAACUCGGAAACUUCUGAGGUUGAAAGUACUACCUGA
Messenger RNA from Hibiscus syriacus, 1581 nucleotides. Its product is annotated as pentatricopeptide repeat-containing protein At2g20710, mitochondrial-like. Gene Ontology annotation, molecular function: protein binding. Gene Ontology annotation, cellular component: mitochondrion. The coding region runs from base 67 to 1581 and encodes 504 amino acids. The transcript is spliced from 2 exons. The record is from RefSeq and is a predicted model, not a curated record. Lineage: Eukaryota; Viridiplantae; Streptophyta; Magnoliopsida; Malvales; Malvaceae.